Messenger RNA from Nerophis lumbriciformis (worm pipefish), 1674 nucleotides. The record is from RefSeq and is a predicted model, not a curated record. Lineage: Eukaryota; Metazoa; Chordata; Actinopteri; Syngnathiformes; Syngnathidae.
AUGCAUGAAAUUCCUUCGCGUUCCCUCGGUAACGGGGACCUGUUCGCCUUUAUACAGAGAGGAGACCUUGAGCAUUGUAUAGACAUCAUUCAAAAUGACCGCUCGGUCCUUAGACAAAAAGGCUGGGGAGGCUUCACUCCACUGCACUUUGCUGCUCUCCAUGGUAACUUGGCCCUGGUUGACCAUUUCCUCAGCAACGGCGCAGACCCCAAUCUGACUUGCGAUGCGGGACAGUCACCUUUUCACUUUGCAUGCAGGCAAGGCAACAUCAACAUCAUUCAUAAAAUGACACAGCAUGGGGCUGAUUUGCGUGUCAAAGAUUUACACGGAAAGUCCUCUUUGCAUUAUGCGGUGACUGGCGGCAACAUUGUUGCAGUGCACUAUUUGUCAGAGACAAAAAUGUUCUGUUUCAAAGACACAGACAUGCUCCAGGUGACCCCCCUUCACUUGGCCGUGUCUACGGGCAACGCAGAUAUGGUUCGUUACCUCCUCAGAGACCAGCGUUGUGUCGUGGAUGCUGUCGACCAACAGGGUGCAACUGCACUUCAUGUAGCGGCAGAGCACGGAUGCUUGGAGGUUUGCUGGAUUUUGUUGCAAAAAGCUGGGUGCAGGCUCCUUCAUGAGAAAAACCUCAACGGACUCAUGCCACUGGAUCUCAGCAAACAAGGGAAAACUUUUAGGCAUCACCAACUCACCAAACUACUGAACAAGUACAUGAAAAUGCCAAUCCACCACAAGCCAAAAGAGUCUCUUGCUUUGUACUACUGGACACUGUUUUUUCCAAGCCUGUGUGGAACUACCAUUCUGCUGAUGGCAUCCAUGUUGGGUACUUAUGGUGGUCUACUUUGUGGUUUCCUCUUCCCCUGGCUGGCCAGAAGCAUAUUUAUGCAAUCCUACCGAAUGGCCACAUAUCAAAGGUUACCAAACCCAAUCUACUUGGGAACACUCAUCGCUGGAUUGCUUCAUUCGCUGUUCUGCUUUUAUUGGAAAAUAACACCCAAUAUCCUUCUCGACGGUGUCCUGGUCCAGGUGUCAACAUUCCAAUUCUGUAUAGUCCUUAGUUUGUUCUGCAAGGUUCUGACUCAGGAUCCCGGGACACUGGCGUGUGCAGAUGCUGAUCCUCGGUUCUCCUGCAUCGCUGACCUUGUAGAGAAGAACCAGAGCCCUCACCGGUUCUGUCCCUAUUGUGAGUUGUUCCAGCCUGACUACACCAAGCACUGCAAGCUCUGCGAUGUGUGUGUUCAGGACUUCGAUCACCACUGCCUUUUCCUUAACCGGUGCAUUGGUCGAGCUAACCAUCGCCUCUUCCUCUUCUUCAUCAUCUCCAUGGUGACAGGCCACUUCUUGUUUGUCGCCACAGCAACAAGUUACCUGUAUAACAAGUCGUCAGCUAGCAAUUUGUCGUCGUGGCUCAUGUUCCUGGGGGGUGAGUUCUGGGUCACGACGAUGAUUGUUAUGAACGUCAUAACACUCUUGUGGGAGGUGUGGCUGCUGGCAGAGCAGUUUUGUGCCAUUGCCUUAGCAACGACAACUUACUUCAGACACUUGGAAAAUGUUAGGCGACAUAGGUCACUUGGACAACGCUGGGUCACUGUGCUAGCGUUUCUGCUUGAGGGACGGAGACGGUUGGCCACUGGACAUACAAGCAAUAACAAAGUUUCAAUAGACAUUUAA